CGCAAUCACCACCACCACUGCAGCAAAGGGACAAGGCCAGGCAGAGUCUGCUAAUGGCGUCUUCGACAACGGCAGAAGUCGAGUCAUCGUUCUCCGGCGCGGUGGCGCAGGAGGUGGCGAAGAUCCGGGACUCGGCCGCGCGACUGGGGGAGCUGCUGGCGGCGGAGAUGGCUGGGAAUUCCGCCGUCGGGGCCGUGCUCGGGGACCUUUUGCAGUCCUCCUCGAGAGCCUUCUCUCUGGUGAACUGUACUCUUCCGGAAGGCGACAUCGGGUCGCCUUCUCCCCGCGAGGCCUCGAGCAAGAAGCGGCGGACCAGCCCCGCCGGCGACGGCAGAGGUGGCUGCCGGAGGAGAUCGAAUUCGUCCGCAAAGAAGGUUUUCAAAUCUGAAUCUCUCGAUGAUGGUCAAACAUGGAGAAAAUACGGGCAAAAAUCGAUCCAAAAUUCCAAUAAUCCGAGGAGCUACUUCAGAUGCACUCACAAGUACGACCAAGGCUGCUUGGCUCGCAGACAGGUCCAGCAAGCAGAGGACGACCCCAAAACCUUCGUCAUCACCUACGACGGCGAGCACACCUGCAGAGAUCCGGCCACGGCGAGCGACCACAUGGCCUCCGCCUCGGGUUUCAGAGAAAACGCUUGCCUGAUUCGGUUCGGAGCAAGCUCCUCUGCUUCGUUCGGAGCUCCUCCUAAACAGGAGAGCACCGAGGAGGACGUAGCGAGCAAUCUGACAACCACGAGCACUUCCUCUUCGUCGGAGUUUUACUCUCUCGGGCUCCCGGCCAUGCUCCCUGCCGAUGAGAGGCCGGCGCUAGGUGCUACCGCCGCCGGCGAUGUCACUUCUGGGAUUCACGAUGAUCUAGAGCUGGAGCUGUUGAUUGACUCAUGCCUUGGGGGCGUUUUAGGAUUUGAUGAUGGUAGAUUUUACUAUUUAUGAACUCAUAAAUGUGUACAGGAGAAGGCAGUUUUUAUUUUCUUUUUUUUUUCUGUGUCUUUUUUUAAGGUGUUUUCGAUCCGAUUGUAGAUAAGUGGAGAAUCAAUAAAGUGUUCAUUUUACUAGUCUUUAA
Messenger RNA from Zingiber officinale, 1062 nucleotides. Its product is annotated as WRKY transcription factor WRKY24-like. NCBI's taxonomy places the organism in Eukaryota, Viridiplantae, Streptophyta, Magnoliopsida, Zingiberales, Zingiberaceae. Gene Ontology annotation, molecular function: DNA-binding transcription factor activity; transcription cis-regulatory region binding. Gene Ontology annotation, biological process: regulation of DNA-templated transcription. Gene Ontology annotation, cellular component: nucleus. The record is from RefSeq and is a predicted model, not a curated record. The transcript has 3 exons. The coding region runs from base 54 to 932 and encodes 292 amino acids.